ACACGUUAUAGAUGGCAGCGAGAAGUGCCGUGGGAUUUGUGUCAGCCUGGCAGCUAGAGGAGCGCUAGCACAGGCGUGGCAUGCAUUGUUGGUAUGUUGGAUGCUGAGGCAGGAGUUGAUGCGCCAGGCAACAAAGCCGACACACCGGCAUUUGUAGUAACAUCAUUUGUCGACACCGCUGCACCCUACCGCCUUUUUGUUGGCUUAUCGCCGGGCUUGGACUUAUCGCCAGGAUUUAGGCUUGAGCCUGUCGUCAAGCUUGGAACACCUCUUGGACUACAUAACCUAAUCGUUCACGUAGCAGCCGUGCUGGGUUCUGUCCUAGUGGCCCUUGCCCUUGACAGUUUGUGCCGGGAGCCUGGCAUGACAGUGUCACUUGGGCUUCCUUUCUUGUACAUGAGGACCGCCUUGCGUGAGGUUCCUGGACCUUGAGCGGCGAUUGCAACAAAAUUGAUUUUUAAGAGCAUAUAAUUC
Messenger RNA from Linderina pennispora, 474 nucleotides. RefSeq lists its product as uncharacterized. The transcript is spliced from 4 exons. The record is from RefSeq and is a predicted model, not a curated record. NCBI's taxonomy places the organism in Eukaryota, Fungi, Kickxellomycota, Kickxellomycetes, Kickxellales, Kickxellaceae. Bases 94 to 432 code for a protein of 112 amino acids.